Molecule: messenger RNA, 669 nt
Organism: Aspergillus ibericus CBS 121593
Lineage: Eukaryota; Fungi; Ascomycota; Eurotiomycetes; Eurotiales; Aspergillaceae
Product: COX assembly mitochondrial protein
Exons: 2
Coding region: 91-387 (98 amino acids)
Cellular component (GO): mitochondrion
Source: RefSeq, a predicted model, not a curated record
AAUCAAAUGAUCUGAAUUGAACAUUCAAGAUCCUAGAAGUCAAUUAACCACCCCCUCACCUCAAGCUACACAACAAACAACCAUCCCAAAAUGCAUUCCCACCUCCACACCCCCUACAACGCAAACUGCGAAGAAAUCAUGACGGCCCUCGACGAAUGCCACGCGCGAGGCUUCCUACACAAAGCCCUCGGCGGAUGCAAUGACGUCAAGCGCGACGUGAACAAGUGUCUGGCGGCGGAGCGGUAUCUGCGCGCAAAGCGGAACCGGGAUCAGGCCAAGGAGAAUCGGAAGAAGAUUGAGCGCAUUUGGGCAGAUGAGAAGGCCUUGGAGGAGGGGGGGGCGGGGCCUGCUGCUGCUGCUGCUGCUGCGGGUGCGGGUGGGAAAUAGGGUUGUGCUGGGUGUGGGUGCUGCUAAGUGGUAGGAGGUGUGUAGGAUAUGGAUGUAUGAUUGAUUGAUUGAUUGGGUGGGUGCAUGUGGGAUUGGCGUUUGGGGGAUCUCUUCUUUGUUGUCUUUGUUGGGGUAUAUAUUACUCUGUAUGUGUGUCUCUCUCUCUUUGGAUUGGGGGAGGCUGUACAAUAUCAUGCUUGAUGUGUUAUGAUGGGGUUACUGUCAUUGGUGUAGUGCGAAUGUUGAGUAUCUUUCUAUCAAUAUCAGAGUAACUACCUAUAC